This is a messenger RNA of Aspergillus novofumigatus IBT 16806, 366 nucleotides long. RefSeq lists its product as uncharacterized. The transcript is spliced from 2 exons. The coding region runs from base 1 to 366 and encodes 121 amino acids. NCBI's taxonomy places the organism in Eukaryota, Fungi, Ascomycota, Eurotiomycetes, Eurotiales, Aspergillaceae. The record is from RefSeq and is a predicted model, not a curated record.
AUGCUAUUAAUAGUGGAAGAUCUAGAAAGUGGGAACCUGCGCUUGCUAAAGUCAGGAGGCAGUUCAGAGUCCUAUAUUAGAAUUAUUUCUAAUUGGAAAGAGCCCCAGAUCCUUCUAUUUGCUAAAUCGCCUGAGCAGGAUGCAUUGAAUCUAUUAAAGGAUUAUACGACUAUUUUUUGGCAGUGUCAUCUCACAGCACAAUCCUCCUUACUGAAUCUCAAUUUCAUCGUGCUUACUGUUCUUCAACUAACUGCUAACCAGGAAUUUUUGAUGCUCUUAGCUGAUACUAUGGCUGUACUUUUGGAACAAGGGUAUUCGGUCACUGUUAGGUUAAUUAUUCCAGAUUAUAGAGAAGAGAAAGAAUAA